Parnassius mnemosyne (clouded apollo) is the source of this 279-nucleotide messenger RNA. Lineage: Eukaryota; Metazoa; Arthropoda; Insecta; Lepidoptera; Papilionidae. The record is from the annotation of a GenBank genome assembly.
UUGUUUGAUAGUUGUGGAAUAUUAUAUUAUUAUAUAUUAUUAUUAUUAUUAUUAAUAUUAUAUUAUUAUUAUUAUUAUUAUUAUACAGCGCAUUUAUAUAUAUAUAUAUAUAUAUAUAUAUAUUACGUGUCACAUUGUUUAUCCGCGCAACUGCACACUGUGUGCAGUGUUUGGUCUAACUUGAGAGAUAGGAUAGUUUUUGUCCCUAUAAGUGACCCUCAAUUACAGCUCAACAAAAGUGCAUUGCUGAAUACAGGCCUCCCCAUCGUGAAGUGGUAA